Messenger RNA from Plasmodium vinckei vinckei, 435 nucleotides. RefSeq names its product 40S ribosomal protein S16, putative. Gene Ontology annotation, biological process: maturation of SSU-rRNA from tricistronic rRNA transcript (SSU-rRNA, 5.8S rRNA, LSU-rRNA); translation. NCBI's taxonomy places the organism in Eukaryota, Apicomplexa, Aconoidasida, Haemosporida, Plasmodiidae. Gene Ontology annotation, cellular component: ribosome; cytosolic small ribosomal subunit. Gene Ontology annotation, molecular function: RNA binding; structural constituent of ribosome. The record is from RefSeq and is a predicted model, not a curated record. Bases 1 to 435 code for a protein of 144 amino acids. The transcript is spliced from 2 exons.
AUGACAACAAAAGUUAAGAGAGUAUUAACAUUCGGAAAAAAGAAAACCUCUGUUGCAGUAGCAACUGUAACCAAUGGAAAAGGGUUAAUAAAAUUGAAUGGAAAAAACAUAGAUUUAGUAGAACCCUAUAUUUUAAGAACAAAAGUUUAUGAGCCAUUAUGGUUAAUUGGAUCUGCUAAAUUAAAGAACUUAGAUAUACGUGUUCGUGUUAAGGGUGGAGGUCAAACUUCUCAAAUUUAUGCAAUCAGGCAAGCUAUCAGUAAAGGUAUUAUUUCUUAUUAUCAAAAAUAUGUAGAUGAAUCAACAAAAAAAGAAUUAAAAGAUACCUUAUUAAGAUAUGACAGAACUUUAUUAGUAGGAGACACAAGACGUUGCGAACCCAAAAAAUUCGGUGGUAAGGGUGCACGUGCAAGAUACCAAAAAUCAUACAGAUAA